Molecule: messenger RNA, 778 nt
Organism: Arabidopsis arenosa
Lineage: Eukaryota; Viridiplantae; Streptophyta; Magnoliopsida; Brassicales; Brassicaceae
Source: the annotation of a GenBank genome assembly
AUCAUCGGGGUUUUGAUAAGGAUGUCUCAGUCCAAAGUAGCUAUGAAGAAAGAUUCUAUGAGGAAGAAUAAGAAACUGGUUAUAAAUAUUGCUCUAGAUAAAGAAGUUCUUGCUUUGCGAUUAGAAGCUGAUCAUGAUCUUGGUUCUUUAAGAGAUGAGAAAGAGAGUUUUAAAUCAUCAGAGAGACGAAGAGAUGUGGUUUGUUCCAAAGCUGAAGAUAUUGUUGAUAAGGCAAUUGAUGAUCAUUCUAGUAUUAGAGGAGAUGGGAUCAUGCGGGAGGUUGAUGUCGGAACAGGUUUAUCGGGCGCGUUAAACCGUCUAAGAGAGCAAGGAACUUUCAAGGGGGAAAGCAAGAUUGUAGGGGUUAAGGACAAUCAUGAAGAUGACAGAUUCAAAGAUAGAUUUAAGGAUAUAGAGAUUCAGAGGGUGGACAAGUGGGGAAGGAUAUUGACUGAGAAGGAAGCGUAUCGGUCACUGUGUCAUAGAUUCCAUGGGAAGGGACCUGGGAAGAAGAAGCAAGAGAAACAGAGGAAGAAGCAUGAAGAUAAGUCAAAACAGAUGGAAUCUACUGAGAGAGCUGUGGAAAGAAUUAGAGAUGUUCAUGCCAUAUCCAAGAGUCCUUACAUUGUUCUCUAAUCAUAAACUUCUCUUUGAUUUGCCUUUUAUGAUAAUCUCAAAGACAUUUAAAUAAAAACUUCAUAGGUUUGGUAUUUUAAUUUGCCUGAUAUUUUCAAGAUUUCUUGUAUGUUUCUACAUCAAAUAAACAUUGCUUUUCACC